AAAAUCGAUGCUGCUUGCAGCGAUUUACAAUGUAAAAGUGUCAGAAGUCAUAUGAUUCAAAUACAGGACCACCAACCGUAGCUACCAUUACAUAAUAAUGAAAAGUCCCUACUACAUUGUUGAGUAUUAAAGUUUUGAAUUUUUCGAACAAUGGUUUUAAAAAAUUUACAUCGUUUAUCUAAGCUUUUUCAACCGGUUUCAGUAGUUCCAAAAAAUGCUGAGGUAAAACGGCAUGAUAUCACUUCUAAGAGUCAACGAUUAAUGCUAGAACUUGGAAUUAUUAAACAGGCAAGCCCGGGUUGUUUUCAUUUUUUACCUUUAGGUGUCAAGUCGUUGGAGAAAUUAACGAGUUUGGUUGAUGAAGAAAUGAAAAAAAUUGGAGGGCAAAAAAUUAUUUUUCCCACGCUAACUAACGCAAAAUUGUGGGAAAAGACAGGCAGAUUGGAAACUGUUUCCUCUGAACUUUUUCAAAUUAAAGACAGGCAUGACCAGAGCUACAUUUUAAGCCCUACACAUGAGGAAGCAGCGAGUAAUUUACUUGCGUCAUUAUCACCUAUUUCAUAUAAGCAGUUACCUUUAAAAUUGUAUCAGAUUACUAGUAAAUAUAGGGAUGAAAUGAAACCGAGGUUUGGUUUAAUGAGAGGAAAGCAGUUUCUUAUGAAAGAUAUGUAUUCAUUUGAUACUGACAUCAAAACAGCGAAACACACUUAUGAUGAAAUUUGUAAAAGUUAUGAUAAAAUUUUCAGGAAAAUUGGAAUUGAUUUUAUCAAAGUGGUGGGUAGUUCAGGGCACAUGGGGGGCGAAUUGUCUCAUGAAUACCAGUACAAAGCAGAUGUCGGUGAAGACAAAAUUUUAACCUGCACCAAAUGUAAUUAUUCUGCAAACACAGAAAUAUCGGGGGAGGAAAAAUGCCCUAAUUGUGGAAAUAAUUCAGUUGAGAUCCAUUUAGGGAUAGAAGUUGGCCACACUUUUCUUUUGGGUGAAAAGUACUCAAAACCGCUUAAUGCCACAUUCCUAAGUAAAAAUGGCAAACUUGAGGUGUUACAAAUGGGCAGUUAUGGAUUAGGAUUAUCACGGAUUAUGGCUGCGGCAAUUGAAGUCAUGUCAAGUGAACAAGAAAUCAGAUGGCCGGAUAUUUUAUCUCCUUUUAGCGUCAUUAUUUUACCUCCUAAAAGCGGCAGUAAGGAAGAAAUACACAUUCAAAAUUCUGGUUUAGUUGAAUCACUCUAUGAAAAAAUUGAAACAAUUUGUAAUUUAAAAGACAACGUUUUAAUCGAUGACAGGACGAAUUUUACAAUAGGCCGUCGAUUGUUAGAAGCAAAGAGAAACGGUUAUCCCUUUAUAGUAGCUUUAGGUAAAAAAAUUCUUGAAAAUCCAUUUUUAUACGAAAUUACUAAUUUAAAAACAAAUGAAACGAUAUUUUUAAGUGAAAAUGAUUUAUUGAAUUAUCUUAGGAAUCACCUGUCGUCGUCAUCAUGUGAUCCUGAUAAUAAAUAACUUCCAGA
Tribolium madens (black flour beetle) is the source of this 1505-nucleotide messenger RNA. It is a transcript of the gene ProRS-m, whose product is annotated as probable proline--tRNA ligase, mitochondrial. The transcript has 7 exons. Bases 151 to 1497 code for a protein of 448 amino acids. Gene Ontology annotation, cellular component: cytoplasm; mitochondrion. Gene Ontology annotation, biological process: prolyl-tRNA aminoacylation. The record is from RefSeq and is a predicted model, not a curated record. NCBI's taxonomy places the organism in Eukaryota, Metazoa, Arthropoda, Insecta, Coleoptera, Tenebrionidae. Gene Ontology annotation, molecular function: proline-tRNA ligase activity; ATP binding.